Lethenteron reissneri (Far Eastern brook lamprey) is the source of this 4385-nucleotide messenger RNA. Its product is annotated as REST corepressor 3-like. The record is from RefSeq and is a predicted model, not a curated record. Gene Ontology annotation, molecular function: transcription corepressor activity. Gene Ontology annotation, biological process: regulation of transcription by RNA polymerase II; negative regulation of DNA-templated transcription. Lineage: Eukaryota; Metazoa; Chordata; Hyperoartia; Petromyzontiformes; Petromyzontidae. Gene Ontology annotation, cellular component: histone deacetylase complex; transcription regulator complex.
GAUCUCGCGCGAGUCGUUGUGUGGCCGCGCGGUGAGAAGCAGCAGCAGCAGCAGGCGGCGGCGGCGUUGGAGUGCGAGAGGCGAGCGAGGCUUGGUGGCGGUAGUAGUAGUAGUGGGGGGUUGGUUUGGCUUUACCUUUGGUUUAGAGCUUUAAAAGACUUUUAACGUUUUCUAAAAUUAUAAUAAAAAAUUUCAACGUGAAUAUUCUCCAACAACGAUUAAUCCCGACGCUUCUUUGGGAUGCCCAUCAUGAUGGAGCGAGGCUCCGAGAGCGUUCGGGGAGGGGGUCGUGCGAGUGGCACCAAGAGCCCGUCCGGUGCGGCGGCGGCGGCGGCAGCGGCGGCGGCUGCGAACGGCCACCACUCGGAAGAGAGCAGCUCCAGUGAGGACGAACGCGCGGGAGGUGGCAUUCGGGUGGGUUCGAGCUACCAGGUCGUCAUUCCUCCGUUCAACCCGGGUGCGAUGCAAUGCGAGGCGGCGGAGCGCGAGAGGGAGCGGGAGCACGCCGGGAUGCUUGUGUGGUCGCCCAACCAUAACAUCCCCGAGCCAAGACUGGAUGAAUACAUCGCCAUUGCCAAGGAGAAGUAUGGAUACAACAUGGAGCAGGCUCUGGGGAUGCUGUUCUGGCACAAGCACAACAUCGAGAAGUCGCUCGCGGACCUGCCCAACUUCACGCCCUUCCCGGACGAGUGGACGGUGGAGGACAAGGUGCUGUUUGAGCAGGCGUUCAGUUUCCACGGGAAGAGCUUCCACCGCAUCCAGCAGAUGCUGCCUGACAAGUCGAUCGGCAGCCUGGUGCGGUACUACUACGCGUGGAAAAAGACGCGCACGCGCACCAGUGUGAUGGACCGCCAGGCACGCAAGCUGGCCGGCAAGCGUGAGCACGAUGAGAGUGACGAGUCCGAUGAUGGGAAUCGUGCCGAGGGGCGCGAGGGAGACGCGGAGGCGAAGAAAGAGCCUAAGAAGGAGGUUGUACAGGUGGACGGGCGAGUCGUCGGUCAGCCGCCCCCCAAGCCGAUGGAGCCUCCGGUGCAGCAACCGAGCCGGGCGGGCCCCAUCCGCCGUGAGGGUCAGGGUCCUCAGCACCGGCACCACAUGCUGCGCAACAAACGCCGGCCCCCUCGCGGGAUGUUCCUCAGCUGGGACGACCUGGUGGUGGUAUCGGCCUGCCCAACGGCCGCCAGCACUGUCCUGCGGCAGCUUGACAUGGAGAUAGUCUCCCUCAAGAGACAGGUGCAGAGCGCGAAGCAGCAGAGUGGAUCUCUGAAGCAGAUGCUGGAUGGGGGGAUCUCAGCUUUUCGACCAACUGAGAGUAAUCCACGAGUGAGCGUCCGUUGGUCAACUGAGGAGCAGCUCCUGGCUGUGCAGGGCAUUCGCCGCUACGGCCGGGAUUUCCAAGCGAUUGCGGACGUGCUGGGCACCAAGACCGUGGCACAGAUCCGCAACUUCUUCGUCAGCUACCGUCGCCGCUUUAACCUGGAGGAGGUGCUGCAGGAGUGGGAGGCGGAGCAGGGAGUCACGGGUGGGGGAGCGGGUGUUGGCGGGACCAGCGGUGGCGGCGGUGUAGCCUCGGGCGAUGGCGACAGCAGCUGCAAGAGCUCCUCCAACGCAUCGUCCGGCAAAAACUCUGAUGAUGAGAAUGACGAGGUGCAGCCCAUGGACGUGAGCCACGCAGCUGCGGCGGUGACGACAGAGCACCCGGGCUCGGGCUCCCUAUUGCACCCUCCACCCCCACUCCUGCGGCCACCGCUGCCCUCGUCCGCGCCCCCGCUGCACCGCCAGCCGCCCCCGCUGCAGCCCCAGCGCCCCGGCCCCGGCGCCGUGCUGGCGCGCCCGGCCACGCAACCGCCCCCGUUGAUCCGGCCCGCGCCAGGUGCUCCCCCGCGUCUCAACCCGCGACCACCGGGCUCGGCGCUUGCGCAGCUCCCGUCGCUCGUGCAGGGCGGUGGCGGUGUUGGUGGCGGCAGCACCAGCGACGCAGGGACCCCAUCCUCGCAUUGAAGAAUGGCGCUUACUACCCCCCCCCCCCCCCGUCUUCCUACUCGCCAACUCUUCCCUGUUGUCCACCACUUUUUAUUUUUCUAACGCCACCACAAGUACUCGCCCGCUUCCUGAUACGGGUGCACCACAGGGAAACAAACGGCAGUGGGUUAAUCGCUGCGUUUCGCUUGGCCAGGUUUUUCUCAAUAAGAUGACGCUAAAGAUGCGUGACCACCUGCUUUAGACGGUGGCACUCAUCCGCAGUCGGCAUGCGCUAGUUUACAUCUUGUUGGUCAUUGGCAGUCGAGCUUGCAGCUGUGCUGUAAUCUGCCCGCAUGUGCGAGCGCGUUAAGAUCGGAGAAGAGCCCUUGCGUUUAUUUCAAAGAAUGGGAAAACAAAUGGCGGUGCAGUAAAUGCGAGCGUCGGUACGUGAUAAUUGUACCAUCCUCACCCCUUUGAUCCGGCCACCACCCCACAGCCAUGUCAAGCAAGAGCCAAAAAGUUCCAACCGUUUCCAAAGAAAUAGCCAAUCGUGUGACCUUUGAUCCGAGGUGUUGCCCUGCGACUCGUUGCGCCUUGACUUUGUGACGAGACGAGUAUCAGUCGGCAGAUACCGUGUCCUCCCCCUUGCUUCCAACAUUUGUGGUGUCGCUCGGUGCAUUUGCUGUGCUUGCUUACGGUCUGGUGCUACUCUUGAAAAUAGAAAAAAAAAUUAGAACAAAGAGAUUAUUAAAGACACACUAAAACGUGUGCGUGUGGUAUCUAUGGUCAUAAUGCAUUAUGACUCCCCCAUUUGCAUGUGCACUGGACCUGCGCACAUUGUUUCCUUUAAUUCUCAAUGAUGGCAUGUGCAGUGAAGAAGAGUUGACACUUUUUUUUCUCCAUGUAUAGUGAUGGAAUUGCAUUAACAGAGUGUUGCUGGAGCUGGUUUUUAGUUGUACAGGAUACAAAAAGCUUGUUUUUAGGCUCCGAAAGACUGAACUGGGCCGAAGUUUGGGUUUUCCUUGGGUGACGUCCGCUAACCCUGAGCCUGGCAGUCCAUGGGCCAGUUGCAGAAAUUAGUGGCACUUGAAGUGGGGAAACCCUUAAUCUAUUCUAAACUUGGGGCAGAGCAUUACAAACUGUUGUAUGAUACGUUGAACUUAUUUUGCACCGUACGUAGCCAACCGUGCUGAUCGGAGGUUGUAGAGUUUGACCCACGGAAGGAGAGAAUUUCUUUUGAGAAUCCUUCAGCUAGCGUUUUUGUUUAUCCACGAGAGUGUGCACGUUAAAAUGCUCGAUUGCAGAGAAAUGUUCAGUCAUGUGGCAGUUGAAAUAAGCUCAGUUGAAACCACUUCACUACCUUGGUCCCAAUUUAUUUUUAUGGCUGUAAAAAAAAAGUUUUCAAUUUUCACAGAUUUUUAAAAAAAUCUUUAGUACUAAAUGGUGGUACUGACAAGUCAAAUACUUGGUCUGGGCCCUUGAACACCAGACCAGAUUGGCUGCCCAAAACAGGAUUGAGGACAAAUGUAGAAUGAGGUGGUCCUGUGAAUACCAAACCAAGCGUCACUGAGUCAUGGUCAAUUGGAGGAAAGCUUCAGUGGCAACAUCAUGCACCCUGCCUGCAACAUAAUUUUUUUUGCCCAUGCUAAAGUUUAUGAACUGGUGAAAUGAAGUCUGAAAGCGAGACACAUUUAAAAUCAUUAAUUAAAUAUUGGGAAGUUAACGCAGGGUAACAAUUGGAAUGAAAUCAAUGAUCGUGCAUUUAAAAUGGUCAUUCUAGACGGUGCUGUCUGCUAUGUGUUCAGUAUGAGCAUGUUUACAUGCACAAAGUUUAUCUGACCUCAUUGGUUUUGGUGUGGGUAACACGUAAAACACAGAGCAGACUGCCUGCAUUAUCUUUUGGCAAGAGUGAUGGUUAGUGGCAGGUAGGUGGUCUUAUGUAAAUACAGUAAGAAUAAUGUUAAAAUAAUUUAAUGGACUAUAACACGAGAACAGAUAUUUGGAUGAAGUUCUUACAACGUUAACAUUGAGCAGUGCCCGUUUAAUUUGGAUUUGACUUGUUCUAUAGGCUUCCAAUGUGUUUUUUCUUCUGUAUUUGACGAAACAUGUACGUAUAUGACUUGUAGUUAUGUUUCCAGUGUGGUCGUGAUUUUUUUAAAGUUUAUAUCUGUGUACAGUACUGAGGGGUUGUCGAAUGAUUUAAGCAGACACUAUCCAUUUAUUGAGCCCCCCCCACCGUGGUUUGAUAAUUUGUCAUAAAAUCAGCGUCGCUUUUGGUUCCCAACAUUUUUUUACAUUUUUAUAAUUGUAGCGCCUCUAGUGUCUGCGGCAGUCAUGAAAUUAUUACAGCAUCCAUAAUAGUUUUUUUUAGGUUGGAGCGCGUAAAUAUAAAUGUGUCGUUAAACUGGCCACCACCCGACACA